This is a messenger RNA of Lethenteron reissneri (Far Eastern brook lamprey), 2340 nucleotides long. Its product is annotated as protein disulfide-isomerase-like. Gene Ontology annotation, cellular component: endoplasmic reticulum. Gene Ontology annotation, biological process: response to endoplasmic reticulum stress; protein folding. Gene Ontology annotation, molecular function: protein disulfide isomerase activity. NCBI's taxonomy places the organism in Eukaryota, Metazoa, Chordata, Hyperoartia, Petromyzontiformes, Petromyzontidae. The record is from RefSeq and is a predicted model, not a curated record.
CGCCUCGCCCCGCCCUCUCCGGCUCCUCCAUCUCGUCUCGGCGGCCGCUGCUCUGCUCCACUCUCGCUCGUCCCGCUCGCUCCUCCGUUGCUGUUCGUUGCCUCCCGCCUUCCGACAUGAAGCUGCUGCCCUCGUUGCUGCUGCUGGCGGCCGCCUGCGUGGCGAGAUCGUACGGCGAGGUGAAGGAGGAGGAGGACGUUCUCGUGCUCACGGGCGCCAACUUCGCGGAGGCCCUCAGCGCGCACCCGGCCAUCCUCGUGGAGUUCUAUGCGCCAUGGUGCGGCCACUGCAAGGCCCUGGGACCUGAGUUCGCCAAAGCAGCCGGCACACUAAAGGCCGAGGGCUCAGCUAUCCGGCUGGGCAAGGUCGACGCCACGGAGGAGACCGAGUUGGCCAAGGAGUACGGCGUGCGCGGCUACCCGACCAUCAAGUUCUUCAAGGACGGCGACGCAAAGAACGCCAAGGAGUACGCGGCUGGGCGGCAGGCGGACGACAUCGUGAACUGGCUAAAGAAGCGCACGGGACCCUCCGCCACAACUCUGGAUGACGCCGCUGCCACCGCCAAGUUCAUCGAGUCGGCCGAGGUGGUGGUCGUCGGCUUCUUCAAGGAUGUGGAGGCUGAGGAUGCUAAGGUGUUCCUCAAAGCGGCCGACGGAAUCGACGAUAUCGCCUUCGGCCUCGCGUCAUCAGACGACGCCUUCACGCAGUACGAGGUGUCCAAAGAAGGCGUCAUACUCUUUAAGAAGUUCGACGAGGGCCGGAACGUGUACGAGGGCGAGCUGAGCAAGGAAGGCCUGCGCAAGUUCGUGAAGUCCAACGAGCUGCCUCUGCUCAUCGAGUUCACCGAGCAGAGUGCUCCCAAAAUCUUCGGUGGAGACAUCAAGAGCCACAUCCUCCUCUUCGUUGGGAAGUCGUCCUCCGACUACGACGAGAGGCUCGACCAAUUCCGCGGAGCCGCCAAGGAGUUCAGGGGGGAGAUCCUCUUCAUCUACAUCGAUGUGGACAACUCUGAGAACCUGCGCAUCCUGGAGUUCUUCGGGCUGAAGAAGGAGGAGUGCCCCGCAGCGCGCAUCAUCAUGCUGGAGGAGGAGAUGUCCAAGUACAAACCUGACAGCAACGACCUCAGCACGGAGAACCUCAUUGCUUUCUGCAGGUCCUUCCUCAACGGGGCGCUCAAGGCGCACCUCAUGAGUGAAGACAUCCCCGAGGACUGGGAUAAGAACUCCGUGAAGGUGCUCGUGGGGAAGAACUUCGAGCAGAUCGCCUUCGACGAGAGCAAGAACGUGUUCGUCGAGUUCUACGCCCCGUGGUGCGGCCACUGCAAACAGCUGGUGCCCAUCUGGGACGAGCUGGGGGACAAGUUCAAGGAGGACGACAGCGUGGUCAUCGCCAAGAUGGACUCCACCGCCAACGAGGUCGACGGCAUCAAAGUGCACAGCUUCCCCACGCUCAAGUUCUUCCCCGCCGCCGCUGGCCGCAAGGUCGUAGACUAUAACGGCGAGCGGACGCUGGACGCCUUCGUCAAAUUCCUGGAGAGCGGAGGCGAGGGUGGCGCCGGCGAGGACGAGCUGGAGGAUCUGGAGGAGGUGGAAGACGACAGUGAUGACGUGGAAGCAGAGGACACCAUUAAAAAGGACGAGCUGUAGGCCCCCACGGGGCCCCCCAUUUUGUAUUGAACCUCCCCCUCGUGUGUAUGUAAAUGUUAGGCCAUGGAUGUCAAAUGCAAAACCCACACCCCUCUUACUGUGCCGUGCUUCAGCCUGUCCAGCCUAGGCCCUUAGUGCCUGGGAAUCGUCGCCACCACCACCACCACCACCGUCCCCCGUGACGCCGUCGACCUGGUGUCGGGUCUCUCCGUUGCUUUUCCCCCGCUGGGCUGGCAAGACGCGUCGCCAAGCCACGUCUGGCCCCUGCCCGCCACGUGUUUCCCCGCGUGGCGUCGGAGAUGCCUCCUUGUAAAUGAAUUCCACGGAUUGGGCGCGCGGACGCAAAGUGUCUAGAGCUCGCGGAAAAUCCUCGGCGCCCGUUCCCGUCUGCUUUAAGAGAAGAAGAAAUCCGAGUCUCUUUUUUUUAUUUGUACUGAUUUCCUGCGGGGUCUGUUUUGGGGUUUGCCUUCCACCAGGUAAUUAUUUUUUUAUGAUUAAAUGUAAAAAUGUGAACGCUCUACGGAGUGUGGGCCACGUCUGGUGCCCGUCUCCCAAUCCGCGGCCUCCCUGGGCAUUCCCACCGAUUCUUUUCGAUUUAACAAUCCCUCAAUCCCCUCGAGCUUUCAAUCCCUUGGCCUCUGUGGCUUCCCGAAAGGAGUUGCCACUGCCUGUGGUUGGUUGAGUGAAACGCCGC